AUGAGCCAAAGUGACGCCAGUUCCAAGCAGGUUGCGACGACGCCCUCGUCGUCGUCCAGCUGCCCUACAGAGAUGCUCUUUUCCAAGCUCAAGGCUGUGCCAGAGUCCAAGAGCCUGGAUCAUCUUGUGCGUUUCUUGGGCUCCUGGACAGGGUCUGACAAGUUCUUCAUGUUGAUCCAGUACGGUUCCAACGUGGUAGUGGCGCUUCUGAUGGCUCUGCAUGCACUGCGCCAGCGUCGCGGCAAGGGCUUCUCGGUAGCGCACCUGAUCCCUCGUGUGCGUGCGCUGAAUGCUCUCACGGCCGAUGCGCGUAUCCUCUUCCGUAUCUGGGGUCUCCUGCCUAUGCUCAAGUGGAUGCUGAGCUUGGCGCACCACCCGCCGCCCUCACGCAACCUGCGCCUGAUUGAGCGUCUGCAGGCGCUCUCCAUGGUCGUCUACGCACCCAUGGAGGCGGCGGCGUACUUGGCGAUGCACAAGAUUCUGCCGAUCUCCCCAGCCUCGCAGAACUUCUUGUGGCUGAACGGCUGUCGUCUAUGGGCUGCGUACGUGCUUCUGGACUUUUGGCAUGUAGUGGAAGACAACCGGUUGCUGCGUACCAAUGCCAAGGCCCUGGAAAAGUCGCGGGGUCAUCCAAGCCCGCACGACUCGGAAAAGGCGCUUUCGGAAGAGCAACAGACGACGCGCCGCAUGUGGUCGGAGCUGCGCCAGCGCAAAGACAUGCUUCUGUCCCAGUUCUGGGUGAAUGUGGGCUACCUCCCGCUGACGAUGCACUGGUCCGUCGAAGGUGGUCUCAUCACCGAUGGCUGGGUCGGUGUGUUUGGCACCAUUGCGGCGGUGGCCAGCACGCGGAUGCAGUGGAAGGCCACAGCCUAA
This is a messenger RNA of Malassezia pachydermatis, 873 nucleotides long. RefSeq lists its product as hypothetical. The transcript has 2 exons. Lineage: Eukaryota; Fungi; Basidiomycota; Malasseziomycetes; Malasseziales; Malasseziaceae. The record is from RefSeq and is a predicted model, not a curated record. Gene Ontology annotation, cellular component: peroxisomal membrane. Gene Ontology annotation, biological process: peroxisome fission. The coding region runs from base 1 to 873 and encodes 290 amino acids.